This is a messenger RNA of Sungouiella intermedia, 2622 nucleotides long. The record is from the annotation of a GenBank genome assembly. Lineage: Eukaryota; Fungi; Ascomycota; Pichiomycetes; Serinales; Metschnikowiaceae.
AUGAAAGUUCAAAAAGUGAAAUUGCAAUUGAACACUCCUGGACCUCUCCAAGGAACGUUAUCAUCCACUCAGCCUCAGGUGUCAUGGCAGGUAGUUGGAGACGAAACUAAUUGGUUCCAGAGAGAGUAUCAAAUCAAGCUUCGCUAUGAAGACGACACUGAAUGGAAAGAGUUACCUUCAGUUAAAUCGGAGAAUUCACAAUUUGUGGCUUGGCCAGGUCGCUCGUUGAAAUCCAGAGAGUCGUUCGAGAUCUGCGUUAGAGUUCUGGGAGGUGGAAAGUUUUCUGAUUGGAGUGCUCCAGUAGAAGGACAGGUGGGGUUCUUGUCCUCGAUGGAAGAGUGGCCAGCAAAAUUUGUGGCCGCAGCCAAUCAGCCUCGAUGUGAUGCUUCGACUGCACCAGAGACUCUAUUCCGCAAGCAAUUUUCCAUCUCGAAGGAAGUUAAGCAUGCAAGGUUGUGGAGUACUGCGUUGGGUAUCUACAACUUGGAAAUCAAUGGAAGUUCUGCUGGAAAGGACUAUUUGAGUCCAGGGUGGACGACUUAUGAAAAGAGAUUGUUGCACCAAAUGUAUGAUGUGACACACUUAGUGAAGGUAGGUGAGAACGCAAUCGGAGUAAGGGUCGGGCCAGGUUGGUACUCUGGCUUAGUUGGCUUUGACGGUGGUUUAACAAACAUCUAUGGUGAAAAGCGUGCCAUCAGCUUGUUUUUGGAGAUCAAAUUUGAAGAUGAAUCAACUCUUCAAGUUUCCACCGAUGACACAUGGGCUUCGUCUGCUGGACCCAUUAUUGCAGUCGGACUUUACGAAGGAGAAACUUAUGAUGCAAACGAAGAAAUUGAGGGCUGGUCACUGCCGGGAGCGAAGCAAUUCGAAGAUUGGCCAGGAGUGGAUGUUAUUCCAUUUGACACCAGCAAAAUCGUCCCUCAAGAAUUUGCUCACGUUACUAAGAGGAGACUGAUUAAGGCUGAGGUACUUCCCAUCACUCCUUGUGGAAAGAAAAUUCUUGAUUUUGGUGAAAACAUUGUCGGAUUUCUUUCUUUUAAGAAUGUGACUGCGCCCAAAGGAUACAAAGCAAUUUUUAUGUUUGCAGAAGUUAUGGAAAAUGGAGAAUUGGGAACUCGUCCUUUGAGGGCUGCAAAGGCAACUGAUACAUACGUUUUCAAGGGUGAUGAAAGUGGUGAGCUGUAUGAGCCCCACUUCACAUUCCAUGGAUUUAGAUACUGCCAGAUUGAUGAUCCAGAGAAUUUGAUUAGUCUUGAAAACCUAGAGGCAAUUGUGAUUUCAACUGCAAUGAACCGGAUUGGAGAAUUCGAAUGUGAUAAUGAUCUUUUGAACCAGUUGCAUUCCAACAUUAUUCGAAGCACCGUGGGUAAUUUUAUCACACUCCCAACAGACUGCCCUCAAAGGGAUGAACGAAUGGGAUGGACGGGAGAUAUCGCCAUCUUUGGUAAGACAGCGUCGUUCCUUUUCGAUUGCUCUCCAAUGUUAAAUAACUGGUUGAAAGACUUAUGGAGUGAACAACAACUUAACUCAGGGAGCAAGUAUCCGUAUUCCCCACCGGUAACAGUACCUAACAUGAUCAAAUACGCGAAGCAUUUCUGGGAUAAUCAAAUCAGUGCUAUUUGGCAAGAUUGUGCUGUUUAUUUGCCCAAAGCACUCUUCGAUUCUACUGGUUCAACCUUUAUUUUGAAACAACAGUACGAGAGUAUGGAAAAAUGGAUAAAUUGUAUACCCAAGGUGCCCGGAGAAGUGCGUUGGAACAAAGAAAAGGUUCAGAUCCAACUCGGUGACUGGUUGGAUCCUCUGGCUCCUCCAGAUGAUCCUUUGAAGGCUAUGACCGAUUCCUAUCUAGUGGCGGACUCGUUCUUGUGCCUGGUUCUUAGCUUCAUGGUCGAAAUCAGCUCAAUUGUUUCACCCCAAGACACUGAGAAAUACAUUGAAAUGGCCAGGAUGAGUAAAAGGAGCUUUCAAAAAAAUUACAUCUUACCCACUGGACAAAUGACUAGUGACACUCAAACGGCAUAUGCACUUGCUAUAAGUUUUGACCUCUUUGAAUUUCCAGAGCAAGUCCAAUAUGCUGGAAAUCGGUUGAGUCAAAUCGUAAGGUCUAAUGACUUCAAAAUCAGCACAGGUUUCGCAGGAACCCCAUUUGUUGCUCUGGCAUUGGCUGUUACCGGACAUUUGGAAGAUGCAUAUGGUAUGCUUUUACAAACGGAAUGCCCAUCGUGGCUCUAUCCAAUCACAAUGGGAGCAACGACUAUUUGGGAAAGAUGGAAUAGUAUGAUGCCCGAUGGCUCUAUCAACCCAGGAGACAUGACCUCCUUUAACCAUUACGCUUUAGGGUCUGUGGCUAACACUUUGCACGAGAUUGUCGGAGGUUUAUCCGUAGGUGAAGCAGGGUACAAGAAGUUUAAAAUUCAUCCACAACCAGGCGGUGGAAUCAAAUUUUGUCAAGUGGCCCAUGAGAGUCCCUACGGCAAAAUCUCCUCCACAUGGAACAUUGCUGAGUCAGUGUUCCGCUUGAAGGUUGCUAUUCCCUUGAAUACAUCUGCUGAAGUGACUUUGCCAAACGGCACAGUGAUAAAGGUAGAGUCUGGAUCAUAUGAAUUUGAUUGUCCUAUUUAG